CCCCCGCCUUCCCCCCGGCGCCUGCGCUUCCAGGAGCCUCCAAGAUGGCGGCGGGCCCGCCUCCCACCGCCGCCCAGGCCUACCGGCCCAACCGCUUCGUCUCGCUGCCGGCCGAGCUCGACCCCGAGACCUACGACUUGUCGCCGGAGAAGCGCCGCGCCGAGGCCGAGCGCUUGGCUAUCCGCGCCCGGUUGAAGCGGCAGUACCAGCUGCAGCUCAACAACCCCAACCCACCCGCCAUCAUCGAAGAUCCUGCCUUGAUCCGCUGGGCCUAUGCUAGGUCGCAGAACGUCUACCCUACUUUCCGCCCGACGCCCAAGACGUCCUUUCUAGGAGCCGUUUUUGCGAUAGGCCCUAUCCUCUUCUGGGCUGCUGUCUUCAAAGCUGACAGGGAUCGUAAAGAGAAGCUUAUCCAAGAAGGUAAAUACAAGCGACCGUUCAGUGUAUUUUAAGUCCUGGAAUUGCAGUGCUGUUCAUGGGAUAUGAAUAAAAUAAGAUGUAUUGUGUGCUGACAUUUCUCCUUCAUAAGAAUAAAUCUUAAUUGCUCGUUG
This is a messenger RNA of Chroicocephalus ridibundus (black-headed gull), 551 nucleotides long. It is a transcript of the gene NDUFB4, whose product is annotated as NADH:ubiquinone oxidoreductase subunit B4. The record is from RefSeq and is a predicted model, not a curated record. Gene Ontology annotation, cellular component: mitochondrion. The transcript has 3 exons. The coding region runs from base 45 to 452 and encodes 135 amino acids. NCBI's taxonomy places the organism in Eukaryota, Metazoa, Chordata, Aves, Charadriiformes, Laridae.